AUGUCAGACGAGGUCGAGAAAGUAGAGGAUAGAGCUGAAGUAGCGGAGUCGAAUGAAGAUCACGUCGGAAAGUUACAGCAUGAUAGCAAACGAUGUGCAGUAUUAGCUUUGACUUUAACAAUCCAACAUUCUUACUAUUGGACUGAACGAAAACUUGAAGAAGAAGAAGAAGUAAAAGAAUGUAAACGUAAGAAAACUUCGCCUGACGAAGGUGAAACUGGAUCUGAUAUGGCGAGUGGUUUCUUCGCUCCAUCCCGACUAAAACCAGCAGCUAUUCCUGUUAUGCAAUUUACUAACUUAACAAGCGAAUCAUCCAGUUCCUUCGGUGGCUCUGCAUGGAAAGAAGCAUUGAAUAUCAAGCAACCAUUCUCAUUCAUGAGUUGCCAUAGUGAGAGUGUGAAGAGUUCUAGCAGUAACCAGGAUAAUGAUAAUCUACCAACAAAGGGCGACAAUUUUGCUUUAAACGGUGAUGAUAUAACGAAAGAAAACAUUUUUCAGAAGUUUCUAAAAAAAAAUGAUUCCCAAAAUGCGAACUCAAAAAGCGAAACUAGUGAAAAUAAUCCAUCGAAAUCCGAUACCAAAAUUACGGAAGAAUCAGACCCGGAAAAAACACAGAAAAUUAGCACUGAAGUUCAAGAAAGUAGCAAAGACGAUGCAGAAAAGAACGAACCUAGCAGUUCCAGUUUUGAGAAAUCUCUGCCAAUUGGAAGUACGAAACUCGAUAGAAAAUAUGAAGAAGUUCCAGUGGUCACUGGCGAAGAACACGAAACACAAAUGAUAGAGAUGCCUUGUCAAUUAUAUAAGUUUGUACCAUCUUCGAAAGUAUGGCAAGAAUGUGGCAGAGGAAUUUUACAUUUAAAUGAUUCAAAAUCGCCAGAUAAUGAAGUAUUGCAAUCUCGAAUAGUUAUUAGGGCUAACGCUACCCAUCGAGUUAUUCUUAAUACAAAAGUAUGGCCGAAGAUGAAAGCUGAAAAAGCGAAUAGUACAUCACUACGUUUUACGGCAUAUGAUAUGAACUCUGAAGUUUGUAUCUAUUUAAUUCAGUCUCGAAAUUCGGAUCUAAUCAAACAACUGCAACAAGCCAUCGAUGUUCGCACUAGAUCACUCUAA
Molecule: messenger RNA, 1110 nt
Organism: Trichoplax adhaerens
Lineage: Eukaryota; Metazoa; Placozoa; Uniplacotomia; Trichoplacea; Trichoplacidae
Exons: 13
Coding region: 1-1110 (369 amino acids)
Biological process (GO): protein export from nucleus
Cellular component (GO): nuclear pore; cytoplasm
Molecular function (GO): GTPase activator activity
Source: RefSeq, a predicted model, not a curated record